UUUUGUUAUUUUAAGGGUACAGGGAGCGUCCAGUCACUUCAGAACAGCAGCAUCAGUUCUGGAUCCACCAAAGGUGCAAUGGGGAAAGUAAUGAAUCAAGGAGAUAACUACUUGAUGUUUGUUUACUUUAGUGAACCAGUAAUGGCUGUUAAACACAAUGCUCGACCGAAAAUAACUAAAAACGAUGCAGCAGUAUUACGUUUUGUAAACCGAGAUAAUUUGAAUAGGUUUUUGGGGUUAUGUAUCGACGGGCCCCAAUAUCUUUCUGUCUGGAAAUAUUGCAGUCAUGGUUCACUACAGAACUUGAUAGAAGCAGGGACCCUUAACAUUGACACAUUUUUUAUGCUAUCGAUAAUGCGAGGCUUAUGUGAGGUGAGUACCUUGACAGUUUAUUUAGCAUGGCACGGUAAUCUCACCUCAUCGUGCUGCUUGCUUGACGAGCGCUGGCAGGUGAAAAUCAGCGAAUACGGGCUUCAUUUCCUUAAACGACUGGAGCUAAGACCUAAAGAAAUCAGGAAUUUAGCUUAUUUAUGGACUGCCCCAGAACUUCUUCGUCAGUCGAACAACAUUGGAACGAAGGAGGGAGACAUAUAUAGUUUUGCAAUUAUAUGCUCCGAAAUUGUGACCAAAAAGCCGCCAUUCGAUUUCAAUGAGCGGGAAGAAAGUGUCGAAGGUGAAAAAUGCUGGGCUGAGGAUCCGAGCUCACGUCCUGAUGCCAGAAACAUCAGAGAAGUCUUGAACUUACUAGGCCAAAAAGGGAAUUUAAUGGAUCAUGUCUACAAUAUGAUGGAAGAACAUGCUCAAAAUUUAGAAGAGGAAGUUGAACAAAGAACGCAAGAGCUGAUAGAAGAACAAAAGAAAUCUGACCGACUCCUCUACAGGAUGCUUCCAAAGCAAGUUGCUGAAAAACUAAAACGAGGCGAAACUGUCAUACCAGAAUCAUUUGAUGCGGCUACCGUCUUCUUCUCGGAUGUCGUUAAGUUCACUGAACUAGCUAGAAAAUGCACCCCCAUUCAAGUUGUGUGUUUUCUAAACAACCUCUAUACAGUACUGGACGCAAUAAUUGAACAGUGCGAAGUUUACAAAGUAGAGUCUAUUGGCGAUGGAUAUUUGUGUGUCUCAGGAUUACCACAUCGAAACGGCAAUGAUCAUGCUCGUGAAAUUGCAGAAAUGGCUUUCAAAUUCCUUAGUCAACUGAAAACAUUUGUAAUUUCUCAUCUUCCUGAAGAGAAAGUUAGAAUCCGCAUUGGUAUACACACCGGGCCUGUGGUAGCUGGAGUGAUUGGACAAGCUAUGCCCCGCUACUGUUUGUUUGGUGACACCGUCAAUACAGCUUCCAGAAUGGAAAGCAAUGGAGAACCAGACAAAAUACACAUAUCUUCAGAAACUAACAGAUAUUUGACACAGGUCAUAGGCGGCUAUCAAACCGAGUGUAGGGGUGACAUUAUUAUAAAGGGAAAAGGAGUCAUGAAGACAUUUUGGCUAAUUCCGCCGGACUUAGAAGUUGAAAAAAAAGAAUCAAACACCACUUAA
Molecule: messenger RNA, 1533 nt
Organism: Enterobius vermicularis (human pinworm)
Lineage: Eukaryota; Metazoa; Nematoda; Chromadorea; Rhabditida; Oxyuridae
Source: the annotation of a GenBank genome assembly